GCCUGAAACUAUGACUGCCGCGAACAAAGCAGUGUUCCGCUUCUUUGAUGCAGUUGCGCAUGUCCCGUUUACUCUACUCACUUUGAAUGUGGCCCCAUCGGAAUCAUCCAAAAGCAAAAAGAAGUCAGGCAAGAAGCGCAAAAAGGGCCACCAAGUGCGGGUUGAAAGAAGGGCUUCUGAGCGAAAAUUCCGAAAGGUGUCCAAGACCAGCAAACAGGAGGGCGUGGCCGGCCAGAAUGGAGGAAAUGGCCAGAAUGACGAAGACAUCCGGGACACUGAGGAUGACCAAGUUAGAAAAGACGACCAAGAUGGACAACUUGACCAAUAUGGACAACAUGGCGAUGUCGACCAAAAUGAUAAAGGUGUCCACCAUAGCGAGGAUGUCCAGCAUGGCGCAGAUGUCGAGGGCGGCGAAAAUAAUGUGAGGAAUGUUUGGACUUUUCUCAUAGAGAAGAUGAAAAUGAAAGACUGGAGAUGGGCCCCCUAAACUAUUGUCAAAAUCUUUGUCUUCUUGCUUUCUUUGCAAUUUACCAUGGGAUACUCUUCAUUCACAGGUUACAACGCCGAAUAGGGGGCUGUAAAAUCUUAUCCCAUAUUGUCAAGGUUUAUGCAUUCAAAGAUAAUGCACCCAGUCAAAUAAUAUGGAAGCCUUCUUAUCUGAUCUGAUAGAUCAUAGAAUUUGUUUAGAGCAUAAUCAAAAACGCAGGAA
Messenger RNA from Trichoderma asperellum CBS 433.97, 709 nucleotides. RefSeq lists its product as uncharacterized. Lineage: Eukaryota; Fungi; Ascomycota; Sordariomycetes; Hypocreales; Hypocreaceae. The record is from RefSeq and is a predicted model, not a curated record.